UAUCUAUCUUUCUCCCCACACCAACAUAGACUUAUUAUAUAGAAGAAGCAGAUCCAACUGAAAUUAAUUAAAUCAAAAUAGUUAUCAUCACAAAAGAAAAAGAUGUCUCUGGUAACUGAAGAAAUCAAAGCUAGGUCAGAGGUGUAUCAUGGAGACGAAAUGUGUCAGGUGAAGUCGAAGGAGCUUCUAAAGGAGAUAGAACUUCCCAACGGUCUGCUGCCAUUGAAGGACAUGGAGGAGUGCGGCUACGACAGAGGAACGGGGUUCGUGUGGCUGAAGCAGAAGAAACCCUACACGCACAAGUUCGAGAAGAUUGGGAAGCUUGUGUCGUACGCGGCGGAGGUGACGGCGCAGGUGGAGAAAGGGAAGAUCAAGAAGCUGACCGGAGUGAAGACGAAGGAGAUUUUGCUGUGGGUUUCGCUCAGUGACAUCUACGUCGAUGACCCUCCCACCGGCAAGAUCACUUUCAAGACGCCCGCAGGGCUCUUCAGGUCUUUUCCUGUCUCUGCCUUCGAGAUUGAGGAAGAGAAAGACAAGUCCGACGAUGUCAAGGCUUCCGCCGCCGCCGCCACCACCACGCAGGUCGAUGAAGCCGUUCAGGUCAAGGAGGUCUGAAUCAAUCAAUCAAUCAACCAAUCAACCAAUCGUGUUGAUUUGUUCCUGUUUACUUUUCUUUACUAUCAUCUCAGAUUCCGUUCUGUGCUGUUUAGCUGUUCUACGCAUACCAUCCUUUAUGUUCUACUAUUAUUAUUAUAUUAUUAAUUAUAAAAUGUGAUUAAUUUCAA
Messenger RNA from Arachis duranensis, 785 nucleotides. RefSeq lists its product as uncharacterized. The record is from RefSeq and is a predicted model, not a curated record. Bases 103 to 615 code for a protein of 170 amino acids. The transcript has a single exon. Lineage: Eukaryota; Viridiplantae; Streptophyta; Magnoliopsida; Fabales; Fabaceae.